This is a messenger RNA of Saccostrea cuccullata (small rock oyster), 573 nucleotides long. RefSeq lists its product as uncharacterized. Gene Ontology annotation, molecular function: hydrolase activity, hydrolyzing N-glycosyl compounds. Lineage: Eukaryota; Metazoa; Mollusca; Bivalvia; Ostreida; Ostreidae. Bases 31 to 573 code for a protein of 180 amino acids. The transcript is spliced from 5 exons. The record is from RefSeq and is a predicted model, not a curated record.
CUUGUAACGGAUAGCAGAUCUUACAGAACAAUGCCAAAAUCCAUAUUGAUCGACUGUGAUGCAGGGAUAGAUGAUGCUCAAGCUCUGUUUUUGGCUCUCAGCUCACCGGAAGUAAAUGUCGUCGCCAUCACCGUUGUUCAUGGGAACGUACUGACAAAGCAAGUGGCUGUCAACGUACUGCGCAUACUCCGAGUAGUAGAGAGAUUGGAUAUACCUGUCUAUGUUGGGAGCGAGACAAGUAUUUUGGGCCACGAGAGACGACAUGAUGACGAACCCUACCAUGGCUGGGAUGGACUGGGGGAUUCGCCAGAUCCCGAAGCUGUAGACGAAUCUUUGAUAAAUCCGGAACCCGCCUCAGCCGCCAUUGUGAGAAUCUGCCGCGAAUACCGAGACAGUUUGACAUUGGUGUGUUUGGGACCCCUUACAAAUGUGGCCACUGCAAUAAGACUGGACCCCGCCCUGGGUCAGAGAAUACAACACUGUGUAAUAAUGGGCGGGAAUUAUUAUGGUAAGUCAAACCAAACAAUUUUUUACAAAGCAUGUAGUUGUUGGAAAACUGGUACAUAUAUUUAG